AAGAAAUGGAGACAUAAAAAUAUACAUCUCCAUAUGCCAAAUUGUAAUCUGUUGAUCUAAUUCUAGGUGGGAAUAGAAAGAUUGGCGAGAAGUACUCAUAUAGGAGAUCAAGACUAAUAAUCCAAAUGCCAAAAUCACGAAUAAGACAUUAAUCGAAUAAUAUUUUAAGCGAUAUAUGAUGCUCUAACCAACUGAUAAAUCCAAUCUUAUUGUCAAUCACCCUGCUUUAUCGUAGGUACAAUCCUUAUUCUGAAAAGGUCGAUAAAGAGAAAAUUGACAAAGUGACAAAUGAUACUAUGUUGAGUUUAGUUAAUGCUACUGCAGGCUGCACUGUUGCUUCACUAUUUUUCUAUAAAUUACUAUUAAGCAAAAGGAGAAUUUUUUAUGAUUUCUAUAGAAAGGGAAGGUUAGCAAUUGUGAAAAAGCCCUUAUCAAUAUUUGUGUUAUUCACCACUUGGGGAGCUGUCUUAUCCUAUGGUUAUAAGCAAACUAUUCCAUUUGAAUUAUUCAAAUAAGGUAUGUACAAAAAAUAUCUGAUUGAAUAUGAGAAAGUAUAUUUGUGA
This is a messenger RNA of Paramecium octaurelia, 563 nucleotides long. Lineage: Eukaryota; Ciliophora; Oligohymenophorea; Peniculida; Parameciidae. The record is from the annotation of a GenBank genome assembly.